AUGAGCAACAAUAAUAAUUCAGCCAAUAAGUGGCCACUUCCAAGAUUUUAUUCAGAUAUUAAUAUUUAUAAACCUCGAGAAUAUUGGGAUUAUGAAAACUUUCAGAUUGAAUAUAGUAGUCCGAAUAAUUAUGAAAUUAUCAGGAAAGUUGGUAGAGGAAAAUACAGUGAAGUAUUUGAAGGAAUAAAUAUAGUAACAAAUGAAAGGGUAAUUAUCAAAGUACUUAGGCCAGUUAAAAGAAAAAAGAUUAAACGUGAAAUAAAAAUAUUAUAUAAUUUACAUGGUGGCCCAAAUAUUGUAAAAUUGUUGGACAUAAUAAAAGAUCCAAGCAGUGGUACAAUAAGUCUUGUAUUUGAGUGCAUUGAUAACGUUGAUUUUAAAAGCCUAUUUCCAACAUUUACUGAUUAUGAUAUAAAAUUUUAUAUUUAUCAAAUACUAAAAGCAUUAGAUUUUUCUCAUUCACAAGGUAUUAUGCACCGUGAUGUUAAACCACAUAAUGUAAUUAUUGAUCCAACAAAGAAAGAAUUAAGAUUAAUUGAUUGGGGUUUAGCAGAAUUCUAUCAUCCUAGACAAGAUUACAAUGUAAGAGUUGCUAGUAGAUAUUAUAAAGGACCAGAAUUACUUAUUGAUUUUCAAUACUAUGAUUAUUCUUUAGAUAUUUGGAGUCUAGGAUGCGUACUUGCUGGAUUAAUUUUUAAAAGAGAUCCAUUCUUUUGCGGAGUUGAUAAUAAUGAUCAACUUGUUAAAAUUGCAAGAGUUUUAGGCACUGAUGGUUUAUUUGAAUAUCUAGCUAAAUAUAAAAAACAAUUGGAACCUUAUUUUGAUGAUUUACUUGGUAGACAUACUAGAAAACCUUGGAGUAAAUUUAUCAAUGCUGACAAUCAACAUCUAGUCAAUCCUCUUGUUUUGGAUUUACUUGAUAAAAUGUUAGUUUAUGAUCAUGCUGAAAGAAUUCUUCCUAAAGAAGCCUUGGCUCAUCCUUAUUUUGAGAAAAUUCAUCAAGAAGAACAAAAAAAAUGA
Molecule: messenger RNA, 1020 nt
Organism: Cryptosporidium ubiquitum
Lineage: Eukaryota; Apicomplexa; Conoidasida; Eucoccidiorida; Cryptosporidiidae
Product: casein kinase alpha subunit
Exons: 1
Coding region: 1-1020 (339 amino acids)
Biological process (GO): protein phosphorylation
Cellular component (GO): cytosol; protein kinase CK2 complex; nucleus
Molecular function (GO): ATP binding; protein serine/threonine kinase activity
Source: RefSeq, a predicted model, not a curated record